ACAAAAUCACAACCCUAAUUUAACGAAGUAGCGCCGGCCGAUGGCGUUCAAGUGGAAAUCGGUGUUCGACGUUUCCGCCAUUAAAUCCGAUUUCCAGGUAGCCGGUUUGAACCCUAACUUCAUUCCCCAAAUCUGGAAACACGUCUUGAAAAAUCCUGAUUGCCGAUGGGAUGAUAUCCCUUCUCUGCCCUCCGCGGCUUACCAUCUCCUCCAUUCCAAGUUCAAACCCUCCACUUCUACUGUCCAUGCCGCCAUAGAUUCUUCCGACCUCGUCACCACUAAGCUCCUCAUCAAAUUGCAGAAUGGAGAAUUUGUGGAGGCUGUGAUAAUGAGAUAUGAUACUCGAUUGGGUAAAUAUGAUGGGAAACCUCGUCUUGGUGGUCCUAGGUCAACCUUGUGCGUAUCCUCUCAGGUCGGGUGCAAGAUGGGUUGCAAUUUUUGCGCGACAGGAAGCAUGGGAUUUAAGAGCAAUCUGACGUCGGGGGAAAUUCUGGAACAGUUAGUUCAUGCAUCGCGCAUAUCAGCUAUACGCAACGUUGUCUUUAUGGGAAUGGGAGAACCUCUAAAUAACUACUCGGCAGUGGUGGAUGCUAUCAGAGCCAUGACAGCUUUUCCUUUCCAGCUGUCUCCCAAGAAAAUUACUCUCUCAACGGUUGGCAUAAUACAUGGCAUUAACAAGCUGCAGAAAGACAUGCCAAACUUGAAUCUAGCAGUCUCACUGCAUGCACCAGUUCAAGAGAUCCGCUGUCAGAUUAUGCCUGCUGCUAGGGCUUUCCCUCUGGAAAGACUAAUGAAUGCAUUACAAGAAUAUCAGACUACCAGUCAGCAAAAGAUAUUGAUCGAGUACAUAAUGCUUGAUGCUGUCAAUGAUGAGGAGCAGCACGCUCACCAGCUUGGCAAACUGCUUGAGACAUUGCAAUCGGUUGUAAACUUGAUACCUUUUAAUCCUAUCGGUUCUCUAAGCUGUUAUAGUACCAGUGAUGAUCAGAAAGUCAUCAAAUUUCAAAAAAUACUUAGAGGCACUUACAACAUCCGUACAACAAUCCGUAAGCAAAUGGGACAAGACAUAAGUGGAGCAUGCGGCCAGCUUGUAAUAAAAAAGCCAGAUAUCUUAACAGACAUUGAAGAUCUCCGUAUUUGAUUUUCCAGUGACACAGGACAAAUAUGCGAUCUGGGCGCUUUCGUGCUCUGGAGUAAAGCAUAGCCUAGCGAAUCAAGAGUGAACUAGGUCGAAAUCAUUCCAUGAUCGAUGAGAUAUUAUUAUGUCGAUUAUCAGUAGGCAAUGUAUCAAAAGCUUUCUUACUAUCUCAUUGUUGUCCAAGUUAUAGGUCAUAUCUUAAUCAAGUCAUUUCAUUUUA
Messenger RNA from Salvia hispanica, 1358 nucleotides. RefSeq names its product Radical SAM superfamily protein. The record is from RefSeq and is a predicted model, not a curated record. Gene Ontology annotation, molecular function: RNA methyltransferase activity; iron-sulfur cluster binding. Gene Ontology annotation, biological process: rRNA base methylation; tRNA methylation. NCBI's taxonomy places the organism in Eukaryota, Viridiplantae, Streptophyta, Magnoliopsida, Lamiales, Lamiaceae.